GGUUUUUGCCCUUCGGACUUCUUCCCGCGCUCCGGUUUUCUCAUUCCUUUUCCAAAAGGUUUCCAAGAUUUGUACCAAAAAGGGAAGGGAUUUCCAAGAUUCCUCCUCCAUCUCCCCUUGAUCCCAGCGUCGGAGGUGCGGCAUUGAAGGAGUGUAGUAGCAGAGUGAAACAUGGCGAGGAAUCAUGCUGGAGAGCAGAAGGGCUCUCUGGGGAAGAAACGUGUCGAGAUGAAGAUGGAGGACAGGAUCAGUGAGUUGCCCAAUGAUGUGCUCCUCUACAUCCUAUCAUUCUUGCCAAUGUAUCAGGUUGUCCGAACAAGCAUUCUGUCCAGAAGUUGGAGGCACCUGUGGACUCAGGUUCCUGUCUUGGACUUUGGCACCCACGAGCCUCACUUCACACAGUUGGGCAUUGAAUCAGUAGUUAACUGUUGCCUGAUGCUUUACAAUGCUCCAAAGAUCAAGCAAUUUCGUGCUCGCAUUGACCACACCUGCAUCCUCCAUCACAAUCUCGAUGCAUGGCUCCGCUUUGCUUUGCAGCAUAAUGUAGAAGAGCUAGAUAUGGAUUAUAUCACUGGAAACCGGAGAGACAAUGAACACAAUCUAAUCCUCUAUGUGAUGCCUAGAUGCCUUUUCCAUUGUGGUACAUUGAGAGCAUUGAGAUUGAGAGGGUGUGAGCUGAAGCUGCCAGCAUCCUUUUGUCUUGGUUCGCUGAGGACACUGGAGCUCUACCAGGAUAUGGAUUUGAAGGAGCCAAUUCUCGGAAAUUCACCUCUUGGUACUACAUGUCUGGAACUGAAUACUAGUUUGAACAGAUGGGAAAUUAGAGGGAUGACCCAGUUGCUGAUCCGUUCACAUUAUCUGGAGACUCUUAUCGUAGAUAUUCAGAAAAUGAUUGGAUAUGUUACAAGGAACAUGGUUGAGAGUGAAGGCUGGGAAAUGUUAGAACUCGCUAUGUCAUCCCUCUUGCAUCUCAAGACUGUUCGGAUUUAUAACCUGUUUCGUAUUACUACUAUAGUUUCUUUUAGCGGUGAAUCAAGAACCUUGAUCAACCAAAUCCUAAUGAUCUGUGAGAAAGAAAUUAAGCUGCUGAAAGCUGUUCUUAAGAGUUGUAAGAUGCUGGACAGAAUGUUUAUCAGCGCCAUCAAUACCCAAGAUCCCACCAAAUGGAUGUUAAUUUCGGAAUUGCUUCUCAUUCUUACUGAAGAACUGCAAAGUUUUCCAAGGGUUUCAGCAAAUGCUGAAAUAUACUUGUCUUAGAUUCAACGGGUGGUUUAACUUUUCUUUUUCGCUCCUGUUAUGUUAGCUAUGUAGGAUACCUUCAAAUUCGUUGAAGUAUGUUUAGUUUUUUUUAUCUUUUAGCAACUCAUCCUGACGAGAGAAAGUGAUGACAGGGGUUUUAUAUGUCAAUCUCGACAACUUGUAGAAAAACGAAAAAGU
Molecule: messenger RNA, 1437 nt
Organism: Elaeis guineensis (African oil palm)
Lineage: Eukaryota; Viridiplantae; Streptophyta; Magnoliopsida; Arecales; Arecaceae
Product: F-box/FBD/LRR-repeat protein At2g04230
Molecular function (GO): protein binding
Source: RefSeq, a predicted model, not a curated record